Molecule: messenger RNA, 603 nt
Organism: Acaulospora colombiana
Lineage: Eukaryota; Fungi; Glomeromycota; Glomeromycetes; Diversisporales; Acaulosporaceae
Source: the annotation of a GenBank genome assembly
AUGUCAAAUAAAUCGGUCCUCAUUGAUAAGGAUAGUGAGCAACUUACUGAUGAGAAAAAGGAGCAACAAUAUGUACACGAUGUUUAUCAAGCCAUCGCGCCCCAUUUUAGCCAGACUAGAUAUAAGCCGUGGCCUGUUGUUGAGCAAUUUCUUAAAGGAUUAGAUGUGGGAAGUGUGGGUGCAGAUAUAGGAUGCGGAAAUGGUAAAUACUUGGGUGUCAAUAAGAAUGACUUUGUAAUUUCCAUUGCUGUAAUUCAUCAUUUCACAACACCGGAGAGAAGAAUUGCAGCAAUAGAGGAACUUUUUCGGAUAGUAAAACAAAGAUCACACGUUCUGAUAUAUGUUUGGGCUCUGGAACAAAACGAUGCGCGUCGCAAAUUUGACAAAGAACACCAAGACGUGUUGGUUCCCUGGGUUGUUCCAGCAUCAAAGAAUAACCCGAAUAGAAAAGAAGAAGCUACUUAUAAUCGCUAUUAUCAUUUGUUCAAGAAAGGGGAGUUGGAUGAUCUUGUAUUGAGUACUGGGAAGGCGCAAAUAAUCAAGUCUGAUUAUGAUAAAGAUAAUUGGUAUGUUGUUGCGAAGAAGAAUGGUGGAAGCCAAUGA